AUGAAAAAUUGGCCUAUAGAUGAGGAUAUAAAUAUUUAUGAAGAAAAGAAUCAUACGAAUAACAAAAAUUAUGUUAAUAAUUUUGAGAUGAGUGAUCAGAAGGACGAAGAGGAGUAUAGCCAUAGUAGUAAUAGAAGUGAGGAUGAAGAUGAGGAAAGAACUAUAGAUAAUGAGAUUAAUAGGUCUCCUAAUAAAUCUUAUAAAUUAGGAAAUAUUAUAGGGAAUGGUAGUUUUGGUGUUGUAUAUGAGGCUAUAUGUAUAGAUACGUCAGAACAAGUUGCGAUAAAAAAGGUUUUACAAGAUCCACAAUAUAAAAAUAGAGAAUUAAUGAUUAUGAAAAAUUUAAAUCAUAUAAAUAUAAUAUAUUUAAAAGAUUAUUAUUAUACUGAAUCUUUUAAAAAAAAUGAGAAAAAUAUAUUUCUAAAUGUAGUUAUGGAAUAUAUACCCCAGACUGUACAUAAAUAUAUGAAAUAUUAUUCUAGAAAUAAUCAAGCCUUGCCAAUGUUUCUAGUGAAAUUAUAUUCAUAUCAACUAUGCAGGGCUCUAUCAUAUAUUCAUUCAAAAUUUAUUUGUCAUAGAGAUCUUAAACCUCAAAACUUAUUAAUAGAUCCUAGAACACAUACACUUAAAUUAUGUGAUUUUGGUAGUGCCAAAAAUCUAUUAGCUGGGCAAAGAAGUGUCUCAUAUAUUUGUUCAAGGUUUUAUCGAGCACCUGAACUUAUGUUGGGCUCAACAAAUUACACAACACAUAUAGAUUUAUGGUCCCUAGGUUGUAUCAUAGCAGAAAUGAUAUUGGGAUAUCCAAUUUUUUCGGGACAGUCAAGUGUGGAUCAGCUAGUUAGAAUAAUUCAGGUGUUAGGUACCCCUACGGAAGAUCAGCUGAAAGAAAUGAACCCUAAUUAUGCAGAUAUCAAAUUUCCUGACGUUAAAUCAAAAGAUCUAAGAAAGGUCUUUCCAAAGGGUACACCAGAUGAGGCCAUUAAUUUAAUUACGCAAUUUUUAAAAUAUGAACCAUUGAAAAGAUUAAAUCCAAUCGAAGCAUUGGCUGACCCCUUUUUUGAUGAACUACGAGAUCCAUGCAUAAAGCUACCUAAAUAUAUAGAUAAGCUACCAGAGCUGUUCAACUUUUGUAAAGAAGAAAUACAAGAAAUGUCCAUGGAAUGUAGAAGGAAGAUAAUACCAAAAAAUGUGUAUGAGGAAUUUUUGAUGGUAGAUGAAAAUGAUAAUAAUAUAAUUAAUGAUACCAUAAGCAACGAUUUUAAUGAGUCUAAUUUAGACACAAAUAAUUCAAAUAAUAAAACGCACGUUAUCAUAGAAAGUUAA
Plasmodium falciparum 3D7 is the source of this 1323-nucleotide messenger RNA. RefSeq names its product glycogen synthase kinase-3 beta (gene GSK3beta). Gene Ontology annotation, molecular function: transferase activity; protein serine kinase activity; ATP binding. Lineage: Eukaryota; Apicomplexa; Aconoidasida; Haemosporida; Plasmodiidae. The record is from RefSeq and is a predicted model, not a curated record.